AUGGCCGAACCAACCCUCGCCGAUCUCCUCAAGGAGAUCAAGACCAUGUCGGCCGAGAUCUCAGCGCUGAAGACCGACAUCGCCUCCAUCAAAGAGAAGGCCUCGACGGACGAAAGCAGCGAGAACCGCCGCCCUGAAGGACACCGCGAGCAAGAUUUCCACCCGAAGCAUAAGAAGUGGGACUUUCCCCACUUCGACGGCACGACCGACCCGAUGCUAUUCCUCAACAAAUGCGAGGCCUACUUCCGCCAACAUCGCACCAUGGCAGAAGAGCGCGUGCGCAUGGCGUCCUACCAUCUGGACGACGCUGCGCAGCUGUGGUUCAUCCAACUACAAGACGAUGAGGGCACGCCAAUGUGGGUUAACUUCAAGGAUCUCCUCAAUUUGCGGUUCGGCCCUCCACUCCGUUCCGCCCCAAUGUUUGAGCUCGCGGAGUGCCGCCGCACAAGAACCGUGGAGGAGUAUGCUAACCGGUUCCAGGCCCUCCUACCUCGCGCCGGCAGACUCGACGAAGCGCAGCGGGUGCAGCUCUUUACUGGCGGGCUCCGACCACCGCUAAGCAGCACCGUCCGCCUCCACAACCCGGACUCCCUCGCCGCCGCCAUCAGCUUGGCUCGCCAGGUUGAGUUGAUGGAGCUGGAGCAUCCGGCGCCUGUUCCAUCAAGGGCGCCCCCGCGCGGCCUGUCGGCGCCUGCGGCCAGGGCCGCCCUGCCACCGCCGCCGCCGCUCUUGGCCCUACCAGCGCCGCCCGCGGCUGCACAACAGGGCCACGCCGAGGGCAACCAGCGCCGUCUGACACCCGAGGAGAUGGCCGAGCGCCGACGCCAAGGGUUGUGCUUCAACUACAAUGAGAAGUUCUCCCGCGGCCACAACCGAUUCUGUAAGCGUCUGUUCUUCCUCGAAGGCAUGGAGAUUGACGACGCCCAGGCGGAAGAGACCGAUGCAGCCGCAGACGCAGUGGCGCAGGAGGCGCCGAUAUUUUCUCUGCACGCCGUUGUUGGCGUGUCUGUGGGCAGGACCAUGCAGGUCCGUGUCCGAGUGGGCUCAACUCCACUCAUUGCCCUGCUCGACACAGGCAGCACCCACAACUUCAUUGCCGAGACAGCAGCAGCGCGGUCUGGCCUUCCCAUCCAGUCCCAACCGCGCCUCACUGCCAUGGUGGCCAAUGGCGAGAAGGUGCCGUGCCUAGGCGUCAUCAAGCAUGCCCCAAUUGCGAUCCACGACUCCGUUUUCGCCGUCGACCUCUUUGUUAUGCCCCUUGCAGGCCACGACUUGGUGCUGGGGACGCAGUGGAUGGCCACGCUGGGCCGCCUGGUGUGGGACUUCGUAGAUGGCUCCGUCACCUUCCAGCAUCAGGGCAGCACCGUCCGUUGGCCCGGGGUGGCGCCCACGAGUACACUGGAGACCUGCGCCACGACGUCCAGCGCGCCCCUCCUCGAUGCACUACUGGCGGAGUUCGUCGACAUCUUCGCCGAGCCCCACGGCAUGCCUCCCCAGCGCGCCCGCGAUCACGCCAUCAACCUCAAGGCCGGCGCACAGCCAGUAGCGGUCCGGCCCUACCGGUACCCUGCUGCCCACAAGGACGAAUUGGAGAAGCAAUGCGCGACCAUGUUGCAACAAGGCAUUAUUCGGCGCAGCGACUCCGCUUUCUCGUCCCCGGUGCUUCUCGUCAAGAAGGCGGACGGCGGGUGGCGUUUCUGCAUCGACUACAGGGCCUUGAACGCCCUCACCGUCAAGGACGCCUUCCCGAUCCCUAUGGUCGACGAGUUGCUGGACGAGCUGCAUGGCGCCCGCUUCUUCACCAAGCUCGACUUGCGAUCCGGAUAUCACCAAGUACGCAUGCUGCCCGCCGACGUCCACAAGACGGCGUUCCGGACCCACAAUGGACUCUAUGAGUUCCUCGUCAUGCCGUUCGGUCUCUGCAAUGCUCCGGCCACAUUCCAGGCGUUGAUGAACGAUGUUCUCCGGCCGUUCCUCCGACGGUUCGUGCUUGUCUUUUUUGACGACAUCCUUAUUUACAGUGAGACGUGGGCCGAUCACCUUCGCCACCUGCGUGCUGUCUUCUUCGAGCUGCGGCGCCAUCGGCUUUUCAUCAAACGCAGCAAGUGUGCGUUCGGCGAGGCCACGGUAGCCUACCUGGGCCAUGUGAUUUCAGCGGAGGGCGUCGCGAUGGACCCGACGAAGGGCUUUCAGAAGGUGCAGGCCAUUCGCGACUGGCCUGUGCCUCGGUCGGUCCGCGCACUGCGCGGCUUCCUCGGCCUUGCCGGCUACUACCGCAAAUUCGUCCUCAACUACGGCGCGGUCGCCGCCCCACUCACCGCCCUACUCAAGAAGGACGGUUUCACCUGGACCGACGCCGCGGCCUACGCCUUCGACGCUCUCAAGGCCGCGGUCACCUCGGCCCCCGUCCUCGCCAUGCCGGACUUCGCCAAGCCGUUUACAGUGGAGUGUGACGCAUCGACCCAUGGCUUUGGAGCUGUUCUGAUCCAGGAUGGGCAUCCCAUUGCGUUUUUCACCAGACCGGUCGCACCACGCCACCGUGCCCUCGCCGCCUACGAACGGGAGCUCAUCGGCCUCGUCCACGCAGUACGUCACUGGCGGCCGUACCUGUGGGGGCGUCGUUUCGUUGUGAAGACCGACCACUACAGCUUCAAAUAUCUGCUCGACCAGAGGCUCUUGACGAUCCCGCAACACCAUUGGGUGGGCAAGCUCCUCGGGUUCGAUUUCUCCGUCGAGUACAAACCGGAUGUGACAAACACGGUCGCCGACGCGCUGUCCCGCCGUGAUACAGAAGAGGAGACAGCAGGCGCGGUGCUGGCACUCUCGGCUCCCCGUUUUGACUUCAUCACACGGCUUCGCCAGGCCAAUGCGGGAGACCCGGCCAUGGUCGCUCUUCGGGAAGACAUCAGCAGUGGCGCCCGCAGCAUGCCCUGGUCCGUGGUGGACGGCAUGGUGCAGUACAGCGGCCACCUGUACAUUCCCCCAGGCUCGCCGUUGCUGCAGGAACUUGUGCUGGCAGUGCACGAGGACGGACGUGAGGGUGUCCAACGCACUUUACACCGCCUCCGCCGCGACUUCCAUUUUCCUAACAUGAAACAUGUUGUGCAGGAGCUUAUUCGAGUCUGCGUUGUCUGCCAACGGUAUAAAUCAGAGCACCUGCAACCCGCCGGGCUCCUGCUGCCCCUCCCGGUGCCGCAAGGCAUUUGGACGGACAUCGCCCUGGACUUCGUCGAGGCUCUACCCCGCGUCCGUGGCAAGCCGGUAAUCCUGACGGUGGUCGAUCGUUUCAGCAAGUACUGCCACUUUGUCCCAUUGGCACACCCGUACACUGCGGAGUCCGCCGCCGAAGCGUUCUUCGCCGACAUUGUUUGCCUCCACGGCGUUCCCCAGUCCAUGGUGUCUGACCGUGACCCAGUUUUCACCUCGGCGUUCUGGCGUGAACUCAUGCGCUUGACAGGCACCAAACUGCAGAUGACAACGGCCUUCCACCCUCAGUCGGACGGCCAAUCUGAAGCUGCUAACCGAGCCCAGGCGGUCCAGAAGCGCUUCUACGACGCUGGUCAUCGUCCAGUGACCUAUGAGGUGGGCGACUGGGCCCUUCUGCGCCUUCGCCAGCGUGCGGCCUCCUCCCUGCAGCAGCGAACGAAGGGCAAGCUUAAGCCGCGCUUCUAUGGGCCCUACCAAGUCGUGGAGCUCAUCAACGAGGUCGCUGUUCGCCUCGCCCUGCCGCCCAACGCGCGCCUUCACGAUGUUUUUCAUGUCGGCCUGCUCAAGAAGUUCCAAGGGCCACCUCCGACAGCACCUCCGCCUCUACCGCAGGUGCACCAUGGCGCCAUUGCACCUGAACCAGAGCGCGCGGUGCGCUAUCGCCUGGCCAGAGGCAUCCGUCAGGUGCUGAUCAAGUGGAAAGGCGAGUCUGCAGCCUCGUCCACAUGGGAAGACGUCGACACAUUCCUCGUCAAGCACCCUACCUUCCAGCUCGAGGACGAGCUGAACCUCGACGGGGGGGGGGACGUUCGUCGCGCGCGUGAACGCGUGGAGCGCGAGCCUGGGCGUGAUGCCCUAGGUGAAUAA
This is a messenger RNA of Sorghum bicolor (sorghum), 4074 nucleotides long. RefSeq lists its product as uncharacterized. Gene Ontology annotation, biological process: DNA integration; proteolysis. Gene Ontology annotation, molecular function: aspartic-type endopeptidase activity; nucleic acid binding. The record is from RefSeq and is a predicted model, not a curated record. Bases 1 to 4074 code for a protein of 1357 amino acids. The transcript is spliced from 3 exons. Lineage: Eukaryota; Viridiplantae; Streptophyta; Magnoliopsida; Poales; Poaceae.